UAGGAUUGUGCUCAGGGGGAAAUUUACUCUGCUUUUACAACAGUACUUUCAUGCUUGUAGAUCUCCCUGUCAGUGCUGAUAAUGUAAAGACUUGAUAACACUAAAAAAAAGCAGUUUACUUUAGCAGAAAUUUUGAAAAUCAAACUAACUUUGGUAUCACAUUUUCAGACCAUUCACAAUCAGAAGUGGAAGUGUCUGACCCCAUUAGCUUCACCCAACAUUAAACCAACUAAAAGUCUGUAUUUCAAAUUAAAAACUGAACUUGUGUCUGUACAAUCUUGGUGAUCCAAUUAAUCUCAAAUAAUUACAAUCAAACACAGAUUUGAUAGUAAAAGAAAUACAAUUUGUGACCGACAGGUGUUAGCAGUUUGCUAAUGAGUUAUCCUGCUAGCCAAUACAGUAGACAAACAUGAGCAGCUACAGCACCAAGUAGGCUAUCUAGCUUGUUAAUAUUUACUUGUUCUUGUGUUAGCACAUUUCCAGCCAGUUAGCAAGUAAGUUUACAUGAUGCAAGCCAAAAAAGCUCACAAACAGUGCUCAUAAAGUGCAGAGUUGCAAAUUUAUAAAACCGUAAAUUUGUCUAUUUCAGAGUUAAUGUCUUUAUGUUGAGUUGACUGUCACACAACCUUUUGUUAGUAUGUUCCAAGCUAGCUCGCAAGCAAGUAAUGUGAUGGUGCACUUUAUAAAAAAAUAAAAAUUAAAAAAAAAACAUGUAGACUGAGUAGUUACACUAGUAAUGCUGCGUUCCAGUUACCUCGGAGGUCGGCUGUCAGCGCUGGGAAUGACGUUACAGCUGAGUUGACGGCGAUCCAGUGAACGAGUUGAAAAACCAAGAUGGACGCCUACGGUUACCUGUUGUUAACAAUUGUCAGCUAUUGUUAGCAGUUGUCAGCGGUUAGUUGUUGUUAGCGAUACCAGUUGUAAACAUCGCAUAACACAGUAUUUUACCCAACACCAUAGCACUCACAGUUAGACGCUGGGCAGUACAACAUAUACCACUUAUUUAAUUUCACAAAAACAAAACAGAAGUGCUAAUAAAUAAAACAUUACAAGAGCUUAAGUUACUGUCGAUGCACUGCGCUGCCAUUCUGGAUUAUGACACUGUUGUCAAGUAGAUGUUGGCAAGGAACGUCCGAAUUUCCGAGUCAGAAAUCUGACUUCAGGGGGUGUUCCAAAUAAAUUUCCGACUCAGAGCUUGAAAAUUACUACUUCCAAGUACAACUGGAACGCGGCAUAAGUGUCCAGCUGCCAUUAUGUUUUUUUUUUGUUUGUUCACUACUUGGCCUUCCUCUACCCAAAUUUACCGUGUUUGACUAACAGCAGUUUGACUCAGUUCAGUUUGAGUUAGAUUAACGUUUUAACGUGUAAUUUUAAAGUUGUUUAAGUCUAGCUAACAUGGUAAUUUGAUUAUUUUACAUGAUUCAAACGCAGUAUUUAGUGUGUGGAGUGUUAAAGGAAUCUUUUAGUGAUCAUGUCCAAAAGUUUAUUAUGUUUCGGUUUUCUUUAUUCAUUUCAUAUUAUGUCUAAGAGGCCCAGAGUGAUGAAUGACUUGUUUUCACUGAGUCUAACAAAUAUGGGCGUGAGCUCCUUUCUUGUUUUCUCGUUUUUUAUUGGCCCUGAGCUCAUCCAGACUCCCAUUCGCUGUUUUUGAGAAGAGGAGGUGCGAAAAAGACGCAAAUGGUCUCAAUCAGGCCCCAAAAUGAACUGUUUUCCCAGAGCGCUGCUAGCGUGUUUAGAGCCAAGAUGGCGGGCUGGCUUUACAGUUGCAGUGUUCGCAGCUUCGGUGGGCGGAGCCGCUGCGGAGCUCCGAGUCACAUGACCCGCGCAGAGCCAGGCUGACCAAUUCCAAUAUGGUGGCCAGCUUGGCAGGUCUACGGUUCCUGUUGAUGAUAUUGUUGUUCUGCGGGAUCAGGUACGGCGCCUGCAGCCAGGAAGCCCCGCUGGUUCUGGGGCUCAGACUGGAAGACCCGGUGGGUCUGGUGUGCAUGAAGGAUCGGAUCAUCUCUGCGCCUGAAGGAGCCACGUUCAAGCUCCGUCUCUUCGGGACUGAUCUGAAUGAAAGCUGGCCGUGGGUGGCGUUCGCAGCAGGGGCAGCUGGCGGAGCAGCCGGGGCGGUCGGGGAUGCGCCUGACCCCUGCAAGAAGGAGUCCAACCGUCAGGAGUCCGCUUUCCAGGUGACGGGGGAGUUCACCCCGGAUGAAGACUACAGCGGGCUGAUAACGGUGCAGGUCCGGCAGAAGAGCAUCCCUGCGGGGGCAGCAGGCGGCGAGCAGACCUACCACCACCUGUGCGUGCGGAGCGGAGGGAUAUGGGUCUCUGCGGGGCCGGACAGGCUGCGGGUAAGCACCGAGAAGAGUGUUCCCGCAGACCACAUCCCGCCAUGGGGUCUGGCCGUGCUGAUCGUGCUGCUGCUGGUGGUCUGCGCGGUGCUGAGGACGGUGAACCUCAGCCUGCUGUGGCUGGACCCCGUGGAGCUGUACGUCCUGCACAGCUGCGGGUCCGAGGAGGAGAAGAGAGCCGCCAAGCGCCUGGAGCCCAUCAGGAGGAGGGGGAACUUCAUGGUAAGCUCCUGAAAACCAUUAAAUAGUCAAUCAAACAGUCAAUCAAUCAAACUUUAUUUAUAAAGCGCCUUUCCUACAGGAAGAGUAACUCAAAGUGCUUUCUACGGUGGCCGAGAACUGUCACUACUGCAAAUAAAAAAGAAUACUAAAAAUAUCACAAUAAUCAGUGUUAUAAUAUUCAGAAUUAAUACUACUUUUAUGCAAUCAAGUAUAUCUAGUCUAAAACCACAUUUUUUGUUAUUUUACUUAUAUGAAUCUUUUCAUACUUCUCUAUAGUUUUUAUGUCAUUGGACAUUUUUAAAGUGACAUCCAGGCUGUUCCAGAGUUUAACACCACAAACCUCUGCUCAUAAGGUUCAUAAGGUAAAAUAAUUUCUGAAAGGUAAGAAGUUCCAAGACCAUGAAGACAUUUAAAAACAACUAAAAGAAUCUUAGCGAUUGACAAAUUCAAUGUCUUUCACUCUUGCUUGUUUGUCCAUAAGUUCAUCAACAGGAAAACAAACCUUCCUGACUCCUCCUGAAACUUUUUUACCUUCUCAUUUAACCUUCACCCGUACUCAACAUGACAAAAUGGCCAUCUUCAGUUACCUUUCUGUGGAACUUCUUAUCAUCAGUCUAAUAUCACUUUUUGAGGACCAAAACUAUGGAAUGAUCUGAAUGUAUCUCUAUAAUCAGUAUUACCCUUCAAAUCUUAUAAAAUAUCAUUAAAAUCUCAUCUAAUCAUGUCUGAAACACGUUAUUAUCUGUUAUGAUCAUGUUUCUUUCCUUUUUAUGUAUACUUAUAUUGUCUCAGUCUCUGGUUGAUGAUUAGUCUAUGUUCUAUUUAUGACAAUUUGUAUAUGUUUUGACCUUUCCCUACCCAUUGUAUAUUUAUGACCUGUCUAUGUCCUAAUUACUUUGUCAUUCGCACCCUAUGCCUUCACUGCCCUGACGGGAGUGGAACUCUGUAGCCUAUCAGCUUUGUUCCCUCCUUGCACUGUUUUUAAUCUGUGCUAUAAAUAAAUAAAUAGAAAUAAAAAAGAAGCUUAAAAUCGAUCCUAAAACACACGGCGAGCCAAUGCAAUGAUUCUAAAACCGGUGUGAUGUGGGCCCACCUCCUGGUCUUAGCCAGGACACGUGCUGCUGAGUUUUGUAAUAAUUGUAAACCUGAAAUAUUAUUUUUGGGAAGACCAGAAAGCAUGGCGUCACAAUAGUCUAUACGGCUGGUGAUAAAAGCAUGCAUUAGCAUCUUCGUGUUGUAAGUAGUCACCAUGUUAUCCUUUUUUUAACCCCUAAUCUCCAUCCUAGACCUGCUCUCUGCUGUUCCUCUGCGUUUUGGGACACUCUGUCCUCGGGGUCCUCCUGUACCGGGCUCUGGGCUCCAUCCUCUCCGCUGUGUUCACCAGCGGCUUCCUCAUCUUCUUCGUGGCUGAGCUGGCUCCCCACAUCCUGUGCUCCGGGUACGGGUUCCAGCUGGCCCCGGGUCUGACCUGGCUGGCCCAGGUUUGCAUGGUCCUCACCUGCCCCCUGUCCUGCCCUCUGGGGCUGAUUCUGGACCUGGGGCUGAGGAGAGACAUCAGCACCUGUGGGAUCAGGGAGAGGGCGAUGGAGAUGAUCCGCACGAGUGUCAAUGACCCUUACAGGUAACAAAAAAACACACACACACACUGGUCCUUUAACCCUCAGAACUCCCAGCUAUAUUUUGCUAUUUUUGGUCCGCCUUUUUUAUUUUUUAUUUUUUUGUAAAAAUCUGUGUAGCACCACUAUCCUUUUAAGCACAGCAAAUAUAAACACAUCUUUUUUUUCAGGACAACCUCAGCUGUCAGUUUAUGGGUGCAAGAAAUAUGUAAAAUGAACGUGACAAUAGAUUCAGAACCAUCAAAGUCAAAACAGAAAUUGAUACCAACAGUACUUUUAAAAAAGUACAAAAAAACCAUAAAUCUACAGUGAACAAGCCUUUUCUCACCUGCACAUUAUUCUCUCAAGUCUUAGCUAUCAGGAGAAGAAAUAUUGGUAUUGGAACAAACACACAACAGAAACUAUUUACAUAUUUACACUAAUUCUUCCAGGCGUUUUUUUUAUUAUUUACAGUUGUUUAUGCCACUCCUUGAAGCAGUUCCUGUCUGGGAUGAGACAGAGGGCCACUUCAUACUGCUCAUAAUCUCUUCUUUGCUUGUUUCCAAACAUUUAGGACCAUUAUUUCUUAUUUUGCAGACAAGCAGGGAACUUUCUUGUCUCUUGUUGAUCUUUGGUUGCCUCUUAUUGGACACUACCAUCAAGGGAACAAUAGAAGAAGAAUAUGAGACCAUGUAAUUGGUCGAAGUUUGACAGAAAAAGACGUCAUCAAAACUGCUUGUCAAACCUGGAAGACAUUAGUGGCAUUUAGCGAUAGCGAUCUUCUUUUAUCACAACAAUAUGAUAAAUAAUCAUGUUUUCACUUGUAUAUCACUGCGGAUUUACCAUCAAACGUCACACAGUAUAGUUCCCUAAUGGUGUCACGUGGGAUUGCCGGCAAUCCAGUGGAGUUAUAAGUGUUAAUGUGUCAUCGUCUGAGUCUGACCUUAAAUUUUGUGCCCAGUGAGUUUGUGAAGGAGGAGUUCAGCCGAGGGACGCUGCGCACUAAGACGGUGGAGGACAUCCUGACUCCCCUGAAGGACUGCUUCAUGCUGCCCAGCUCAGCCGUCCUGGACUUCUCCACCAUGUCUGAGAUCAUGCAGAGUGGAUACACACGGGUGCCCAUAUAUGAGGAAGAGAGGUGAGAACUUUGUAAACGAGCGUAUUGUAGCGUCCUGCUCCUCUGAUAAAUGUUCUUUAACUUCUGUCGGAUCAUCACCGUGUAUUUUACUCUGUAGAUCAAACAUCGUGGAGAUUCUAUAUGUGAAGGACUUGGCCCUCGUAGACCCAGAGGACUGCACCCCCAUGACGACCAUCACCAAAUUCUACAACCACCCGCUGCACUUCGUCUUCAAUGACACCAAACUGGACGCCAUGCUGGAGGAGUUCAAGAAAGGUGCGCUCACACUUAAAGACAACUUACGGUUUCUGCUUGGCGGUUUCUUUACUGUACCAAAUGGUCUCAUCUGUGAGUAGCAUCACUCACUGAUAGUUAAUUUCAGUCUGUUCUAUAACCUAUUAAAAACUCCUCACAGGAGCUUUAAGAUGAACUGGCCCUUUAAUGAAAAGUUAAGGGCCUGUGUCCACCAACAGCAUUUUAUUUGCUGGCAGUGCCCACAACCUAAAUUUCAGAGCGCUCCCUGACUUCACCUACUGUUGGAAGAUAAUGAAAGUUACUUAGCACUUUUAUUUUGGUCAGUAUUGACUGUUAAACCUGUUAAAAAAUCAUUUGUUUGCUUUAUUAGAAGAAUUGUUGAAUUCCUCGCAAAGAUUUAAAAAGAAUAGAAAUCAUGUUGUGGCGUUAGAAGCUGCUCUAGACCUGGAAAUUAUACAGUUGUAAAAAUAAGAAUAAGAAGAACUUUAUUGAUCCCCGGAGGAAAAUUCAAUAAAUAAUUAUAAUAAAUAAUAUAAUAAUAUAUAAAAUAAAAUAAAAAUAAUAAAAUAUAAAAUAAAAUCAAUAUAAUAAAAUAAAAUAAAGAAUAAAAAAAUUAAAAAUCAGCUUUGGUCGGUUUUACUCAAAAACAAACCUCCCCCAUUGUUGUUGACCUUGUUGCUAUCAGAAGCUCCACCCCUUCUUUAUUUUUAUUGGUCAGUGAGGAAUACGCAAACACACCCCUACUUUAAAAGGUACUGAAAACAGGUCGUUUUUAAAACAUGCUGUUAGUGGACACAAGCCCUAACUCUAUGAGUAAAAAAAAACUUUAAAAAGAGUCUUUUCCUAUGAUUUGACCUUUUGAUCUUUUCAGGUAACUCUCACAUGGCGAUCGUUCAGAAAGUGAACAAUGAGGGGGAGGGGGAUCCGUUUUAUGAGGUGCUGGGAUUGGUCACCUUGGAGGACGUCAUUGAGGAGAUCAUCAAAUCAGAGAUCCUGGAUGAGUCUGACGGCUACUGUAAGUACCCAACGUGUUUUUAUGAUUUGAUGUCAUUAAUUCCUCCUUCUUCACCUCCUCCUCAUCCUCCUCCUGCAGUGGACAGGAAAGUGAAGCGUCCUCUUCCCCCGCUGGAGAUCCCUCUGGAGCCUCGCAGCGUCCACGAAGAGUUUUCUCUCUUCAAGCCUCCCGAAGGAGAACCUAAAAUCCAGACGUCACCACAGCUCCUGCUGGCUACACACCGCUUCCUCUCCAGAGGUGUGUGUGUUAGUGUGUGUGUGCUGUGUGAAUCUUUACCUGCAUGAGUGUGUGUUUGUGGUUGAACAUGAACGUCCCAUUAGUCACACUUUAACUCCUUGUGUCCUCAUCCUGUUUACUCGUAAAGGUAAUGUAAAGUGAAAAGGAGGUAAUGGAAAUUAGACCAUCUAAAGGCUGACGUUCCUUGUACUCUGUGUCUCCAACCUUUUACCCCCUGCAGAAGUGGAGCACUUCAGCCCUGCACGUGUUUCAGAGAAGGUCCUGUUCCACCUGCUCCGUCACCCCAGUGUCAACCAGGAGGUGCACUUUGACCCCAACAACCGUCUGAGCGCAGGUCACUACCUGUACACCAGAAACCACCCGGUGGACUAUUUCAUUCUGCUGCUGCAGGUUUGUGGUCCUCCUCACACACCUCUGCAGACCACAGGAUGUUAAGUAGAUCUAGUUUGUGAACUUGAAAUCAGCUGGAGCUUUGUUUACGACCAAUUAGUCUCCAUUAAUUACUCAAAAACGUAUUUAUUCUCACCUCCUGUUUGUGUCCUCAGGGCCGUGUGGAGGUGGAGAUCGGCAAAGAGGGGCUGAAGUUUGAAAACGGGGCGUUCACAUACUACGGAGUGUCUGCUCUGACUCUGCCAUCCUCAGGUGAGAAGUAGGAACUGCAAACAAAGUCAACAAGAGUCAAGCGUCAUCUUUUAUUCUGUCUCUUUAACCCAUUAAGACCUGAACCCGGUCUGAGACACACCUCUGAAAUCCUGAGGGCGACUUUGAGAAGGGCCCCCAGAUCCUGAGGUUUUCUGGAGUGUUUAGGUUUACAAAAAAGCUGAUAUCUCGGCCUCUGUAGCAGAUAGAAACAAAAUUCAAAAAGACAGUCAAAGUCAUGCGACACUCACAAAAAUCGCUGAUAGUGUGAGCCAGAGGUCCCAAUAUGAAGAGGUUGUUCACACUGCUUACAGUCAUAGACUGGAGGUCCACCAGCUCUCUUGAUUUCAGGGUGAAGUUGACCAAAAACAUUCCUCUCAUCCACAAACCCUGAUCUUGUGGCCCAGAAGAUUCAAAUAGAGGUCGUCAACGUCAUCAUUUCUGUCAAUAUCCCUACCUUCGCUAAUGGAUGCAUCUCCUCUGAAGCUGCUCUCUGCCUCCGUCAUUGUUUACUUUACUCACGAAACACGUUGCAAGAUACAAGCACGAAUCUGAUCACUUUAUUAGGCUUUAUUAGCCUGUCAGAGACAGACGGGUAUGAUGAUUUGAUUCGCAACGACUCCAGAAAUGAUUGAAAAACGACAGAAUGUUACAUUAUGGCAUAUCCGCACUCUUGGCUUAGAAGGUUGAAAUGUGUUCAUGCUGUCCCGGUUUAAAUGGGUUAAAAUGAUGUUUUUCUUAAUAAAUGACGUUUACAGACACAUUUACAUGGCUGAGUCUGCAGUAGUGAAUGUAUUGUGCUGAUUCUGUGUAUGUGUGUGUGUGUGUGUGUGUGUGUGUGUGUGUGUGUGUGUGUGUGUUUACAGUGCACCAGUCUCCAGUGUCGACUCAGCGUCACUCUCCCAGGGAUCCCUUUGAGGCAGCAGAAGCUACGAGCCCGUCCAGCUACUGUCCCGACUACACCGUCCGAGCGCUCACCGACCUGCAGCUCAUACGAGUGCGUUUGUGUGUCUUUAGAGUUCGAACCCCAGAGUGUUACAAACAAACAUAGCUGGCUUUAUUCAUAUCUGCUGUACCUACAGGUGAUAUUUAAACAUGGAGGAUUUUCUUCAUCAGCUAAUUUCUGAGUCAUUUAGAGAAAACUUGAAUAACUGAUGAGUCUAAACCUGAGAUGUUGAGCCUCAUACUGUGUGUCCACUCGUGGAUUAGGAGCCCAAAGAGACAGAACUUCAAACCUCGAUUUGAUUUAAUAUUAAAGGUGGGGUAGUCAGGACCUGGGGAAGUUCCAGUUUUAGGGAGAAAUCUUGAAUGUAAACUCUACCCCUCCCAACCAGUUUUCCCCUCAGCUCCUCCUCUCCUCUCCCUCUGCUCCAGCAAGCCCCGCCCACAAACAGACGCUCCUGCUCGCUCAUAUCAUUCCAAUUAAGCUCAGAUAUAAUGCAGAUAAAUACUUCAGAUAAUUACAAAUGGGACCCAGUCAAGGUUGUAGUAAAAAGCAUUGGUGCUACUGUAGAUGCCAACAGACUACCAGCAAACACAAUGUUUGCAGGACUUCUACAACUACGAUAAAGUGACAUAGUCCAGGACCCGAAGUCAACAGUUUAGCGGAGCUACAACAUGCAGCAGGUCCCGUUUGACAAGAAACACUUCAGUUACAGACUCUUGGCUUACUUUGUUAAAGUGGUUUACCUGUCCAGCAGAAAGGUUAAAGGUCACCAAGAUCCCGAAGUGUCCCCCAUCAUUUAUGUUGACCCGGCUUUUUAGCUCUUGUCCGGUCUACCUCAGUUCUAAGCAUCCGUUAUUCCUCCAGAGUCUCCUGUAUUUACUUUGUUUUCUUGCUUGUGUUUGCAGUCGUGGCCAAAGGAGGAUUCAGACAAUUUUCAGUACUUUCUGGUUGGUUUGUAAUGUCCAAUAUUGUAGCACGCUAACUUUGUUUGGCUCCUGAACGACACGGGGGAGCAGCGUCUGCCUCACAACCAAUCAGGUUGGGGAAGUGGAGAAUGGCUUUGUUUACAGUCAGAAAGAGCGGGCCGCUCAAAAAAAUUGAAAUUUUGACUACACAGACAUAACAAAACACAGCGAUAUCAUUUUAUCCCCAAAUGCCAUCAAUAACUAAUAGCUAUUGACUGAUAUUAAAAGCUUUUUUGUAUAUACAUCACAAAAAAGAUGCUUCUUUAACAGGUCUCUGCCUACCCCACCUUUAAAUUUUGAACUUCGAUUUUUAAAGUGCCGAAUCAUCUCUAAGAGGGAUGCUACAGCUAACCCGAUCAGUCUGUCCCUUUGCUUUUCAGACACACACCUCCUCUCUCCUCACCUGACUCUAUUUAUGUGGUCUUUGUUUUCCAGGUGACCCGUCUCCAGUAUUUAAACGCCCUGAUGGCGUCCAGGGUGGGUCAGAGUCCAGAUCCUCCUGAGAUUAAGAUCCUCCCCAACAGUCAGACCAAGCUGCUCAAUGACAGAAACACCACACAAGGUAGCUUUGCUCAAAUCGCUGUCUGACCUCCCGGUUCUCUGUCUGUCUGCCUGCCGGAUCUCAGAACUAACUUUUCUUUUCCAAACUAAAAAAACACUCGUCAGUAUUUUUCUGAAUGUUCUUCAUGUUUGCCUUGAGCUAAACUAAAAUAACACUCUCUUUCUCUCUUUUCUUUUCCUUCCUCGCGUGCCUCCACGUCUUCUCUGGCCCGUCCAGAGUUCCCUGUAAACUUUUCAUUCUUUGAUACCAUUGAGAACUACUGUUAGUACUUUUUUUGCAUGAGGUAAAUGAAAUGCAGCCUGUCUGUGGCAUGACAGUGGCAGACACAGACGCAACACACACACUGAGGACAAAGACGAUUAACUGAACAGACACACACACACACACACACACACACACACACACACACACACACACACACACACACACACACACACACACACACUGACCCUGAAAUACUGUCCUCCCCCCUAAACAUGUCACAGGACUGUUUUUACCUUUCCCUUGUGAAUCACAGACUCCCUCUGGGUGGACUUGAUUUCCUCAGACAUAUUACCGUGCGUGUGUGUGUGUUUGUGUGAAUAGAUGUGUUUGUUCAUGAGGCUUUUGUAUCCUCUUUCUCAUCAUUUUAACCCUCACUGAUCCAAUCCAUCCCAAACAUCUUCUUCCACAACCUCACGUCAAACAAGUUAAAGUCAGGUUAUCUGUUCACGCUCAAAACGACUCCAAACGUGUCCUCAGGCGUCUGUGAUAGAAGAUCUGGAGGAAGAAGAGGCUGAGACAUCGCCUGAGGGGGGAGAAUAGGUGCCUACAGGUGUUUUAAUAGGGGAAUAAAGCGAUUAAACUGCAGCUUAUCAACUAACCGGAGCAGCAACAGUGAACAAAAACAACAACAAGCCGGCAAAAACAGUUCAAAACGGUAAAAAGACACAAUUUCUAACAUAAGCUGUGCUCUUUCUUUGAGCCAUAACUCAGUGACUUAAACGACUUUAAUGUAUAUUUUUAGAUUGUGUGACUUUAAAAUCAAUGAUAUCUUUUUUUUUUUCUUUUGAAAAAGUAGCCAUUGUGAAUAAAACGUCUGUAAAUACGCUUAAAAAGACUAACAACAAACACAAACUUUAGAUCAGAGUUACACUAACCGCAUACCUAUAACAAAGAAACGAGAUUGCACCGACUCACAAUAACAAGUAUUAUCCCAAAACUCUCAUCAAAGAGAAGCCGGUCUGGAUCAGACUCUACCCUAAACCACUUUACAGCAGAGAGGAAGAACUUCAUUUACCAGGCAGAAACCUCGAGCAGAACCAGAGUGAUGUUGGACCGUCACCUGCUGAGACUGAGCUGAGGUUUAGAGAGGAGAGAGAGGGAGGUGAAGCAGCAGGACCUGAACGUCUGCAGCAGAUCCGCUCAGGGACUCCCAACAUGAAUCAUAUCAGGCAGAGAAAAUCAGUCAUUACACGGGGGAGUCAAAGGGAGACACUCAGUGCGUUUACAUGCACUUCAGUUGUCCGGUCUUAUUCGGAAUAAGGCAAUAAUUCAUUUUUCUUGAGUUUCAUGUAAACGUACUGAGUGUGUGUUUUUAGGAGGUCCAAUAGACUAAAAUUUACAGCAUGACCUAUGGCAGCAAAAUCAAAACUAUCUGCAACCGGACCGGACCUUUUUUGUCGUGUCAGUUUUGGUGCAGAUGAUUGACAGUUCCCUUUAAAAAGGUCUUUUAACAGCUUAUUUGAUUCUUAACUGACAGCAAGAAAACGUUAUUUCUGUGUUCAGGACAAUGUCAACAAAGACAGAGGAGAUAUCUCUUUGACCACAAGGGGGCGCAGGCUGACCCCCAAUUUCCACUACAUCUGGAAUGGCUACAAAAAGGCUGUAUUCACCGAUCGCAGCUGAUCGUAACCAUUCAAGUUAACAUGUCAAUUUCCACCGGCUUCUUUCCGUUCCACUAUGGGUUGACGGACUCUGCAGCUGAUCGCAAGAGUUCUAUUUUUUCCGGACGCCGGAGCAUGCUGGAUAAAUUCAGCACAGACUAACCCAUGCUGGAAAGGAAGUCAAGCACAGACACAAAAUAAAACAUCCGACUUCUUUUCAAAACAAAACACCCUGUGUUUCAGGUGGAUCGUAUUUCACACCAUGCAAACAGGCGGAGACGAACAAGUGAAAGGUUUUUAGACGUCAUUUCACCCCGAUGACACCAUGGAUGAGGAGAUACUGAUUUUAGAAGUCUAGAAGUAGAUAUCCUCCUCUGGAAGGACACAAUCUACUGCUUAUAUGGUUAGCCUAUGUGGCUAGAGACAACUUGAUAUUGCACGAUUCCACGUGAAUCCGCAGGUUCUUGCGAGUUCUCGCGAUUACCGCUGUCUGUAAUCCGCCAAAAAAUUCGCCUCACAAACGUAUCCGGUAGGAAUUGGCAGGGGGCUGAGAGUCUCUGACAGGAGCUUUAAACUUACUAAUAUAAACUUAAAAACCAUUGUGAAUAAUGAGAAAUAGAGACGAUUGAGAAUGGAUCUAAUAAGGCAACAGAUGGACGUCAGUAUUCACUGUAAAAUGUAAAUAAACGACCAAAAUUACACCGAGAUCUGAGAGAAAAGAGAUCUGUUUCUUAACACAGCUUUUUAAAUACUUACAGAAAUGUGAAUUUUGAUUUAGUGUCACAGGAUCCUUUUUUCUUGUCUUCAUCACCGUGAAAAUAAUCGAGGAAGUCACCAUAAGAACCUGAAGUCUGAAAACGACAUCCUUCAUAUUUAAACAGACUGAUAUUAAAGAUCCUGUCACAAAAUCAUUAGCAAUAAAUAAGAUCGUUAAACACCCAAAGUUGAAAACAGAAAUCAAAAUAAAAAAGUGCAAACACAUGGGCUAUUACAAAUAUUAGUGAUUUUAUAUAUCAGUUGAAUAAAAAGCACAUUUAAGAAAAAGAAACAGUUGGAGAAGUUUCACCUUUUCUCCCUCGGGUUUAUCCAACCUCUUGUAGUUCUGUAGGGAUUAAUCAUUUUCACAUCAGGUGUAAAUAUUAUUCAAGAUUAAAAACACGUUUUUCUCACAGGGUAACUUUCCUGUAAGUUUUAAUUUUCUAUGGUUUUUUCUCUCUGCUGAUUUCUUCAAAUCGAACAAAUCUUCAGUUUUCCUUCUUGACUCUCUCAGUCUCUCUCUUUCUUGCGUCAUCCUCCCUCUCUUCCUUAUUAACCCUCCCUUACAUUAACACCAGGUGUGUGUGUGUGUAUGAGUGUGUGGUUCCCUUUUGUGCAUCCCUCACUCACCUCAGCUCUCCUCUCAUUGGUCGGGUCCCACAGGUGGCAGUAAAGCCCAGGAGAGCUCCACAGAAGAAGAGGCUCAUGGGUAGUGUGGUUCUGUCCGCCCAGUUUGCUCCAUUUCAGUAGAGGUUUUCUUUCCUUUGUUAUCGCUGAAUCAUCUAUGGCUGGAACGUAGUUUUUGGACAAAACUGGAGUGAGAGUGAUUUUAUGUGUCUGUUUUUUAGAUCCCAUUCACACGUCUCGUCUCCAUCCUCAUUCCUUUUCGUUCAAAUUAUUCUUUUACCUGCUUUCUUACACUCUGGAUUCUAUCUGUAUAUAAAUAUUAUAUUAUGAACGAUGCAUUUUAUUGGACUCAGUGAUCCUUUCUUCCAGGUUUCGCCUUUUUGUUUUUGUCAUUCCUCAUUUUUGCUUCUCUGGGUGCCAAAGCUGAAAGUGUGUUUCUGUAAGUGUGUGUCUGCGUCGGUGUGUUUUAAAGUAUUUGUCCACUUGAGACACUAAAAACACAAAACUUGGCCAAAAGUUGACAUUUGUGCACUUUGAGUGUCAGUGUUAUGAAGCUAUUACAAAAGCCCUAAAGUAAGUCUGUAUUUAACUCACAGUUUGCUCCUGUGAAGCCAAAAAGUGUCAUUUUCAAAAGUCACCCAUUAAAAGCAGAAGGUUAAAAAGCAUGAAACUUCUUAAAAGAUUUUAAAAAGUAGCCCAAAAUUUAAGAAAAGUGUUUGUUUUUUCAUUCAUAAGAUUGUAAGUUACCGAAUGCUAAAAACACGCCUCACAUUAAAAAAGAAGAAAUCACCAAUAAAACUUUUGAUACAGGGCCCCAUCUACAACUUUUACCUAGUACACAUUAUCUAAUGGGCUCGAUGCACAGCUCCACUACUUCCUGAACUUAAAGCAGCUCCUUUAUUUCCUGUUUUACAGUAUUGAACAAACUGACGGAAAACUACAAAAACGCCGGAAAUGCUGCCUCUUGUGUAAUUUGUAAAAUAAAGUUAGUUUACGAAAUUCCAAAUAACACGUAAAUUAGGGAAUUUGACACCUAUCUUGAUUUUUUUUUUCACUGUAAAAAAAUUUUUUCUUUCAGUUCUGCAACUUUUUUUUUUAAAUUCCAAAAGUAUUUUGAUUUAAGAAACUAGGGCAAGAAGUUUUUCAAAUAACUACGCCAAAAAAAAAAAAAAAACAGAAAACCAAGAGAGCUUUGGUCCGUUUUUUCGUGAUGCUCUGCGAUAUUCGUAGGUUGAGGUUGACCAAUUGCAAUCUACUACGAUAAAACAUACCCUAGUAACCGGAGGAGUUUUAAAUUUAGCUUUUUGUCCAAUAGCACUAAAAAGUUUUUUUCACUUUCCAACUUAUAAGUUUGUAAAAGAAGAACCAUGACAGACGAUUUUGAUUUUAGUCAUUUUUAAAUGGUGAAAACGUGACAGUAAAAUCCUGCCUUAUGCUGGAAACACAAACUUAACGUAACUUUAAAGGUCCUUACACACCGGGGCCAACGUGAAUAUAGAACACAAAAUUACGAAAUAUUUGGAGGUGAAUUUUGACGGCCCUGACUAUACACAUCAAGCCCGAUGCGAUUUUGCAACUUUUGGGUGGGGUAAGAUGCAUCUCGGGGAAACUUUCCCCGGGGAAAGUCCCGCCUCCUUCGCCUCUGAUUGGCUAGAAAAGCUGGAAACCUCAUCACACACUCAGCAACGGUGAGCAUUUAUAGCCAAUCAGAGGCAUUAAGAUGAGCACAUGAAACUAUGGUAACAACCAUCAGCUUACGUUAGCACAGAUGAAAGUUAAAACAAAAGCGUUUAGCAAACUGUUAAAGCACACAAAACAUUGUCAUAUUGUAAUAUUUGUGUCUUUUAUCAUAAAACACUCUGUUCUCAGACACAUAAACAAUCAGCUGGUGGGCCAUGUAUGAUAUACCAGUGAAUCAGACAUCACAACAGCACGCAAUCUGAUUGGUCAGAAGUGGACACACAGUAUGCAAAACUUUAGAAAAAUCGACCAUGAUCCGAAAAAAUAAAUGCUGCAAUAUUGCAGGACGGGAAAACGUUGGUGAUAUGAACACUUAUAUUGACAAGGUAUGGUUCCAAAAAAAAUAUUGACAUCUAAAAUAAUCGCAUGACAAAAACGGUCCCGGUGUGAAAGGACCUUAACACGUCAGAGAUGGAAACAGUCCGACAGAUUCUUUGGUCACUGUAAAUAAUAAAGUGAGUCUUGAUGUUUUGGGUCAUUCCUCCUCUUAUUUGAUGGUAAUCCGUGACGCACAGACGGCUGUGAUGUGAAGACAGAGCAAUAACUCCUGGGCGCUGUAUGAACACGAACAUUAAUCCAGGUGUGACUGCUUAGACACUCCUGUAUGAAUCAGUUUGUCUAAUAAUGUAAGACAGGAAAUAAAGAAGCUGCCUUAAGUUCAGGAAGUCUUGGAUCGGUGCAUCAAGUUAAUUCUGUCCCUCGGGGAUAAACGAAGUAUUCUGAUCCUGAUUUCGUGUCUCCUGAAUUUGCUUUUCUUUAUUGUUGCGAUCAAAUGUCACUGGAGAAUCUCCGUAGACAUGUACUGUUAAAAAUACUUAAAAUAUACAAAAACCACAACAGCCAAGUCAAAGUAAAGUAAUGGACAGUAAGGGUCAAGUAUUUUUGAAAAUAAACCCGUUUUUCUGUUUGUAUUUUUGCUCAAAUGCCUGAAAAAUGUCUGAAUUUUAUUCUUUUCUUUUCUGGCAUUUUUGAUCAACCUCUUAUCAACACAGUGUCAAAUAACAGAGAGAGGUAUUGAUUGCUGAUUUUUGACUUCUCUCAAAGUAAAGUAUUCAAUCAAGGAUGUGUUUGGUAAUCGUACCAAACUUUGAUUUUUUUUUUUAUCAGUUUUGUGAUUUUUUUUUUUUUUGGCAAACACGGACGUAGAUUCUCUUUUUCCAGCUUUAGGUCACUUCAGUUGAAGACUAUUUAGGCUAUUAUUCUCUUAAUUUGUCAAAACAAGAAAAUAUAUAAAGAAAAUCUUUAGUUUAAUGAUGUAAUGAAGAGUUUAAUUAUCGUUAUUAAUUCAGAAUAUGAGCUGAGAGAUCUGCUGUACUUGCAGCUUUAGGCCACGUUUGUUGUUGGGAUGCUUGAAGGAAACAGUGGACAGCACUGAUGCUUUUAAGAAAUCCUACAAAAUCACUAAACACAUAAAUAAACAACCUUUUUGGCAAAUCUUGUGAUGUAUAUUUUCACAAAAAGAAACCCCAGGUCUCUGCAGCUGUUGUCCAGCAGAGGGCGCUGUGAAUCUGUCACCUGCACUGUAAUUUCCAACCCUAGAGCUGGAAAUUAGAAAAAAUCUGUAUAUCUGUUCCGAUUUAAAAACCUUUAAAGCACCUUUUGGCGCCCCCUGUCUUUGCUUCCACAUCCCUGAGCUCCGUCAACAUUCCUGUUUGUGUCUGAGCGUGUGUGAACUCAGUAUCUCAGUCUGAUGUGACGGCGAUCAAGCAUCCAGCUUUCACCUGAACUCCAUUAUUCCCGUCUCUCCACGCCUUUGCAUUCAAAAUAUUUGUCCUACAUUGUGUCAUGUAAGCCGACAUGUGAAACUGGUCACGUCCGCUCUCUAAAUCACCCUCCUGUUUUCCUGUUUUUGAUGUUUUAAUGAUAAAGAGGAGAACUCUGAGGCUGACUCUCUACAGGGAACUUUGAUGUUUGAAUGCAGCACUCAGAGAGUUAUCGCUCGUCUUGAACACAGAAAUUCAUGUAGGACUUCCUGUGACGUUGUCUGACAUUUAAUAUGGAAAUUGUGGGUUUGAUCAUCAGAUGAUGUCAAGAUUAACUUCCAGUGUGACUUCAGGAAAAUGUCAGAUCUUUAGUUUUAAGGUUACACUUUUAUAGAGUUGGAAAUUCCCAGACUUAUUAGAUUAUUCCUCCUCAUCAAACUGUUUUUACCACAUCUCUACACCCUGUUUUUGAAAUUCUGAAAUAGUUAAACAAAAAUCUGAAGGAGAUUUUCAGAGGUCCCAAAAAAUAUAAAACACUGAAUCUUUUUCGUGUAGGGUUGAGUUUAACUAAUGUUAAUAAAGAAAUAAUGCAAUUAAACUUGCCUGUAGGACAAAUUUGAUGUAUAUUCACUGCACCAUUGUUUGACUAUUUUAAAAGUUGGAUAUUUCGCCAUUUGUGGAAGUUCGUAAACAAGCGAGAAAGUCAUGUCACAUUCUGAUUAUUCUUCUCCAUCAUACUAUUUUUCCCACAACUCUGCACCCUCUUCUUACCAUCAGUAUUGACAUAUUUUAACAAAUAUUUAAAACCUUUUGUCUCAUUUGAAAAAAAAUUGACAGAAGAUUUUAAACACGAUGGAAAUAUUUGUAGAUUAGUUCAACCAAAGGUCAAAUAAAUUCUACUUUGUUUGAAAAACAACAAAAAUAUUGCAAAUUUUGCGGCUUGUGUAAUUUGGAAUUUGUAAAAUAGUUAUUUUUUUGAAAUUCCAAAUAACACGUGAAUCAGGGAAUUUGAGAUUUAUGUCGGACGAUUUUCUUUCACUGUAAAACAAUUUUUCUUUCAGCUCUGCAACUUUUUUUUUUAAAUUCCAAAAGUAUUUUUAUUCAAGAGACUGGAGGAUUAAGUUUUUUAAAUAACUAUGUCUAAAAAAUAAAAAAAACAAAGAGAGCUUUGGUCUGUUUUUCGUGAUGCUCUGCAAUAUUUGUAGGUAGAGUUUCACUUAUCGCAAUCUGCCGCGAUAACAAUCACCAGGAGUUUCUAUUUUUUCCUUUCUGUCAGACUGCACCAAAAAAGUUUUUUUUUUCACUUUCCAACUAAUAAGUUUGUAAAACAAGAACCAUGACAGACGACUUUGAUUUCAUACUUGUUUAAAAAGGUGAAAACGUGACAGUAAGAUCCUGCUUUAGGCUGGAAACACAAACUUAUCGUAACUUUAACACAUCAGAGAUGGAAACAGUCCUGCAGAUUCCUUGGUCACUUUAAAUAAAAAAGGGAGUCUUGAUGUUUUUGGUCAUUACCCCUCUGAUGGUAAUCCGUGACGCACAGACGGCUGUGAUGUAAAGACAGAGCAAUAACUCCUAAGCGCUGUAUGAACACAAACAAGUCCAAUCUCAAACAGCUUUUUGGUUGUUUAGGAGUUUAAACUUCAUCGGCAUCACUUCACUUUUAUUUUCUCUCUCUCUCUCUCUCUCUCUCUCUCUGUCUCUCUUUCUCUUGACCAUCUCUCCUGGAGAAAUCUUGGACUGUGUGAUUCUGAGUAAAUAUUUUCAACUGUGUACUUUUAGACUUUGUGUUGAUGUAAUAAGUUAAUUUCUAUGGUAUCUGGAGACUGAAUGUAAAAAGGUAAUCAUAACUUUGUGCUACUUUUACUGACUGAGAGUUACGGAGAACUGUGUAUUAAUAUAUAGAAUAUAAUUUUAGUUUUUAGGUCAUCGGCCUCAGUUUUCAGGUACAAAAACACUGUCGCUGUAAUGAAGGGUUGUUGUUGUCAAAAACAGAGUCCUCUUCCUGUCCCGGUUACAUUUGUCUGAACUUUUAGACUUUUUUGGACUUUCUUCAGGAAUGCUGCCAGUUUUGGGUGCAUUGAGACGCCAUUGCAUUUAACACUUUCAAUAAUACAGUUUCUUAGGAAAUAAACUCAAUCCUGUUUUAAAAGUG
Messenger RNA from Xyrichtys novacula (pearly razorfish), 18738 nucleotides. Lineage: Eukaryota; Metazoa; Chordata; Actinopteri; Labriformes; Labridae. The record is from the annotation of a GenBank genome assembly.